GCAAUAGAGGCCUGUAAAGGACACGCAAACGAUUACACGUCUACCGAGAUGGAGACCAAACUUUGCUCAAAAUAGUUUAUUAUUGUUCAAAGGAAGGUUUUUCAAGGUACAAUUACGGUACAGUGUUUUAUUUUGGUAAUAGAAGAAAUAGAAGAUGGUUCUUCUUACGAUGAUUGCACGAUUGGUUGAUGGCCUACCUUUGGCAGCAUCAAUACCUCCAGAUGAACAGUCUGGGAGAGAUGUGCAAGAUUACCAGUCACAAGCCAAGAAAUUAUUCAAGAAGUUAAAUGAAAGGUCUCCAUCAAAGUGCAGCAUUGAAACUGGUCCAUUUGUGUUUCACUAUUCAAUUGACUCAGGAAUAUGUUAUUUAGUACUUUGUGAAAAGACAUUUUCGAAAAGAUUGGCAUUUGGUUAUCUUGAAGAUAUCCAAUCAGAAUUUAAUAAAGAAUAUGGUGGAGAGGUUGCUACAGCAACAAGACCCUAUUCAUUUAUUGAGUUUGAUACCUAUAUUCAGAAGUCAAGAAAAAACUUUAUGGAUUCCAGAAAUAGAAGAAAUAUGGGUCGGAUCAGUGAUGAGCUACAAGAUGUGCAAAGAAUCAUGAUGCAAAAUAUAGAUGAUGUUCUUCAAAGGGGUGAACAGCUGUCAGUGCUUGGAGAAAAGGCAGGUGAAUUGAGAUAUCAGUCAGAGAAAUAUAGAAAAGAUGCGAAAUAUUUGAACCUGAGAUCAGCAUAUGCAAAAUAUGCUGCAAUUGGGAUUGUACUUUUCAUCUUUAUAAUUUAUGUAAGAUACUGGUGGUUAUAAUUUAUGUAGUUUUUCAUUAGGAAAAUCAAUUAUUCAGACAUGGUUAAACAAUACCCAUUGCUAGAAGUGCAGGUUUUUUCUGAUUUGGGAGAAAAGUACAUUUGAUCUAGAGAUCCAUUUUGAAUAAUAUUAAAAGUAUAUUGUUUAAUCUUUAAGUGAUGUUCCUCAAGAGUUUGCUUCAAGCUGUCAAACAUCUCAUUCCUUAUCAGAAAGUCUCUCUUUGCUUUGGAUUAUAAUUUUUGUAUCGUAAAAUGUAUUUACACCUUUUGACCAAUUUAGCAGACAUUAGUAAAUUUGGCACAGUUCAAGUAUAUAUUUCAAAUUAUUUGAUAAUAUACAUUAUAAUCUGUCUUUAGAUUCAAAUUAUUAGUGUCUUUAAAUGUCAUCAUUGACAAUACAUGAAUUGCU
This is a messenger RNA of Rhopilema esculentum, 1210 nucleotides long. Its product is annotated as vesicle-trafficking protein SEC22b. The record is from RefSeq and is a predicted model, not a curated record. Gene Ontology annotation, biological process: endoplasmic reticulum to Golgi vesicle-mediated transport; retrograde vesicle-mediated transport, Golgi to endoplasmic reticulum. Gene Ontology annotation, molecular function: SNAP receptor activity. Lineage: Eukaryota; Metazoa; Cnidaria; Scyphozoa; Rhizostomeae; Rhizostomatidae.